This is a messenger RNA of Pocillopora meandrina, 10458 nucleotides long. NCBI's taxonomy places the organism in Eukaryota, Metazoa, Cnidaria, Anthozoa, Scleractinia, Pocilloporidae. The record is from the annotation of a GenBank genome assembly.
GAUGUAUCCUGUUUUGGCUCUAUAUUUGACUCAUCAAAUGCUUGUAUGGAGCCUAUGCCAAGUCAGAUUUGCAUUUGAUUCCAGCCUUAUUUUUUUUUCAAUAAUUUUGGCGGACCAAAACGUUUAACCGAGUCCUCUUUCGACUAAACAGGAAGUGAACUAUGUUCGAAAGCCACCUUCACUGACCUUGCUUGACAAAGGACUGGGUAUAAGGUUUCUAUUUUGAACAAAAUGGCGGACGGACUUUGCUGUCUAUCUGUCGGCUAAGAAAAUUAAGCAUGGCUGGAGUUGAAUAGAGAUUAGCUCAAUGAGCUUACGUGGUAUUUGGGUUUUUUCAGCCCUUUUUGAGUCAGACGGUGUCCUGUUUUCUCGGUAAGUGGAAUGUUUCACGUGCUACCCUCAGAAAAUGUUUCACGAUACAUUCUCAUCGUUUGUGACCGUCCGAGAUACGUAUGUAAUGAGUUAUGCUUUUCGUUUUUUUGUAAACCUUGCUCUUGCUUUUCAAACUUUUGUUGCUAAAAAAAUGAAUUUAUUUUCUGGUGGGCGUGGGUCAAAGGGUACACAGAGUCAUUAAACAAGAACUUUGAACUGAGGAAUUGGAAGGAAGCGUGAACGGACUGUGGACUAUGCAGACCGAGUGAAAUAUGACCUAGGGUGUUAAAAAAAUGUGUCUGUUGAAGAGAAAUUUUCAGUUCCAUACAAUCCAAAGUAGUCCCGUGAGCAUUGCUAAAGAACAGUUAAAUACAUUCGCGACCUCCAAGAGUAACUAGACCAGUGUCUCGUAUUUCCUUACAAUGUCGCUCCUGAAACAAACAUUAUUGUUAUAUACUUAAGGACUCUCAGAAAAACAAAACUAACUGCUUCCCUUGGGACCAUACAUUAAGUGUAUACUGGCAUGAGAAGAGAGGAAAUGAUCCCAAACUUGAGAAGUAUUGAUUGUUGAACAAAUUACCCCAGUCAUUACCAUAUGUAAUUUGUGGCAACCAUUACGGAGAAUGUACAUACUGAUAUUAGAAUUUUUAGGAUUAAGCGGCUAUCUCCCCAUUUAAUUGUCACUUCAGGGUGGGGCCGUUGAUCUGGAAUUGGGUAUAGGCCCUUUUUUCAAAUUUCACCCCUAAUGUGGGAUCUUUUUCUGAGGAGGUAGAAGGGCAGGUUUAUUAGAAUCACCAUAACAGAAAUUUUUGCAUUUUGUAUAAUCUUAAGGUGUUUUCCAACUGUUGAACGACGAGCAGUUCUACAUCAGGGAGCACUUAGUUUAACAUCAAUCCCUGGCGAUAAAGAAUUAUGUGAAGCUGUGCUUAAAGAGCUGGGAUGUAGGAAAAAGCAGGGAACUUCCCCUGAUGAGGUUGUGUCUUCUUAGUUCUGGUUAUUAUCACACUACACCUCAUUUGAUAGCUUAUGUAGAGCAACAACUCAAUUAGUUUGCAUGAAGGUAAAUUUGUGCGGCAGGCACAACCUGGAGUGUCAGACUUAGGCAGAACAUAGGUGAAAAUUGGUGACUGUCAGCAUCAGCAGGUUAUUGUUCACCUUUAUCAUAUUGAUAGCUCUGAUAAAGCAAAGUACUGUUUUCAGCCUCACUGUAGUUCUGUGCAAAAACGAAAGCUGGGAUUUUGUUAAAACUCUAUAUAAAGGAUACUAUAAAUUGUGCAUACAUUUCUUUGGGUGAAAAACCUUAUUGCAAAAUGAAAAAAUAUCUACUAAUUAAACAAAGUUUUCAAAUGAAGUUAAGUAUUUUUAAUUUUGAAUGCCUCUCAGGGAACCCAGAUGUUUAACUAAUUUAAUGUAGAGCAUAAUUACAACAUUAUCUCACUGCUCUCUGAUUUUAUUUAUUUUGAGGGAGGUAAGGAAGGCAUGUGCUUUUUGGAGAGGGGCUCAAUGCCUUGAUUUUCUGAUAACAGUCGUUACAAUAUCGUAUUUUCUCAGUUUGACAAAGAUGUGGAUUUGUGCAACAAGCUUGAACAAAAACCUGCACAUGAAGUCAGAUUGAAGAGUGGUUUAUUAUGGCCAGUUGUUAUAAUUGAAAAGGUAAGGCAGCAUUAACAACAUCAUCAACCUUGUUUUUUCAAAAACUAUUUGGCAAAUCAUUAAGCACAGUUAAGUAUAGUUUGAUGAAGAUUUUUGCUCUCCCAACUUCAUGUCCACAGUUUAUGCUGAGUAUUGUUUUGCAUUCUUUUUUAUUUUAGUUUGGUUUGGUAUUCGUGUGUCUGCCUUUGGUAGAAACUGAUCUUUCACAUGGAAAACCUCCCCUUGUUAAACUGUAAGUCAAUUCUGUCUACUUAACCCCUUUACUCCCAGAUCAAAUUUGUACUUCUCCUUACAGUCAACCAUACAAUUCUUUGAAUGUUACUUCAGAGAAUUUAGUAUUGCAUCAACUAAUUAUCCCCAAAUUGAUAUUUUUUGUUAUUCUCAUCACUUAUCUGAUUGAUAUUGUAUUGAUAUUGUAAGGAGAAAUUCUGUCUUGGACAUUCAUAGGAGUUAAAGUGUUAUUAUAGGCAAAACUUGCUUAUUAUUUGCUCGCCCUAUUAUCAAACGUAAAACUGAAGGAGGAAGAACAUUUACUGUGACUGCCUGUCAAGCCUGGAACAGCUUACCGCGAUCUAUGCGGAAAAUAGCAUUGCUUAAUUCUUUUAGGAACUGUCUUUGGAAAAAAAUUUUUGAAGAACAGCAGCUUUUAAAUCAUUUUAUUCUGUGAUUUAGUUACACUUUUGUACUUUUAAUUGAUUUUAUCUCUUUUCUCUUGUAUUUUUAUUCUUCAUAUUAUCUCAUAGUUAUGCCAUAGUUUUUAACAUCUGUAUUGUACAUAAUUUAAGAGGGCCACUGGUUUGUUAGUAUUUUUAUACUAUUUGAGUGCUACCCUCUUUAAAUUAAGUCUUUACUUACUCACUUACUAUCUUUAAGUUAAAUCAUGAGAAUAAAUAACAGUUAUGUGCCGUUCCUUACCUUGUUGGACAUAGUAUUAUAAUUUAAACAGAGGUUCUUGCGCUUCUUAUAUAUAUUGAUGGUGGUACAUUACUAAUUGGCUGGAAUCAAAAUAUUAUCAAUGCCACUGAUGAAUUCUCCUUUCUUCCACUUAACUUUUGCUACAAGUUUUCCUCCACACCCCUCUCAGGCCAGUAAAAAUUAUUUUUGACAAAAUUUACCCACAUUAGUAUUAAUAAACUGAAGGUAAUUGAUGUCAGAGACAACACCUGACUAUUUUUCCUAAAAUCAGUAUUAAGCAUAUACCACACAGGCAAAUAGUGCUUAGCUUAGUGCUCAGUGUUGAUUGGCUGGUUCAAAGGUGAGCAGCCAAAGAGGCAAGAUCACACAAACAUCCCCAAUUUGAUUUCUGACUCUUUUUUGUUGUAUAUUAACAGAAAGAAAGUAAGAUUGUUUUUUGGUUUCUGUGUAGUAUACACCAAAACAAUUAUUCACCUCGGUUCAGUGUUGGUCAAAGUGGUGGAUAUUUACCUCCACUUUGUUCAGGAAUUGUUAACAAUCCUUGCUGAUUGUUUUUGUUUAUGAUUAUUUGUAUUUUUCUUGUAAUUGCCAUUAUUGCAAUUAGUACUGGUAAUAAUGUGAUUUCAAGUGCAAUUUGGUGCUAAUGGGCACAAGGAAAAUUUUUCAAAGACAACAAAACUACAUGAACCCGUGGAGCAAGUGCAAUUUGCAGGGCGUGAAAUUAAUUUUUUUUUUCUGAUAGCCACUUGGCUCCUAAAUUCUUCAAAGUGGUAGCCAAUUCAAAAGAAGUUGGUUGCCAUUUUCAAAGACAAACAAACCCUUUUUUUUUACGCUGUCAUCGUUCUAGAAAUUAAGUUAGGGAAAAGAUCUUUAAUGUGAUACAAAGUGGACACUAGGAUGGAUGAUAUGCAACGUUCAAGCUCACCCAAAUCCAAGAUGGCGUCUAAUGAUCGAUCUUGAUGCAUGUGCUGCGUUUUGGAAACAAAUUUAUUGAGGAAGUUUGCUGCGGAUUUAUCUUUGCAAAUCUUUUAAAUUUACUAUAUCUCUAGGUAAGGUUAUGAUGAAACAUUCUAGUCACCAAUUUGACGACUAAUUUUCAGGAUUUGGUCGCCAAAGUAAAAAAUUUAGUCGCAUUGGCACCUGUAUUAGGCGCAAUUUCACGCCCUGAUUUGUAGUCUUUGAAAAAUUUACAUAUGCUUAUUAAACCAAAUUGCAAGAGAAAUCAUGUUAUAACUUGUUAACAAUGUACAAGAAAAAACAUCACAGAAAGUCAAGACAGACAAAAUUUUGAAAGUGUGUGAGCCCUUUUUGUAAUUUGCAUUCGUUUUACAACUUUGCACUUGUGUUACAUGCGAAAGCACUUGCUUUCAGCCAACCAGAAGCUUGUAAUUUUUUCGUGCACAUUAUAAUAAUUAUGGUUACAAGCUUAACUAGUAUUGAUAUCUAUUUAAUAUUUAUCUUCAUUUUCAGGCCUGGUGUGUCACUAGGAUACUCCUUACUUCACUCCAUGGUUGACUUCGUUGGAACUUGGACCACCAAAGAGGAGGUACUGAAACACUGCUUUUGUUAUAAAGUGAUACUGCUUUUGAAUUGGAAGAUCUGAUUAUUCAUAAUUCCUUUAGACUUUUCUCAAAAAGGUGAUGCACUGCAAAUCAAUGAGAACAGUUCUGUUUUACAUCAGGGUAAUGCUGUUUAAGUGAUAAAUUUGUCUUUUCACUUUACAUGUUUUUGGGAUAAUAUGUUAGAUUUGAUUACUGUAAGAUGUUAGCAGUCUAUCAGUCACUUUGAUUGCAAGGAGGCAGCAUGGUGGAGUGGUGAGAGUAUCAAACUUACAAUCCAUAUUUCAAGGUCUUGGAUCUUACUCAGACUGCCAGAUGGAUUGAUUUCAUCAUAGUCCUUUUCAACUCCGUGACCACACUUUUUAACAGCUGACUGGAUUUCCUUCAGCCAUGAAGAGUUCUGGAACAUUUCAGGGUUGACAUAGAUUAUUUGAAGGUGGUUAUUUAAGUGGAGUACCGAAAAGCUACAGUGUAGCUGAAGAAGCAAAAGGUCAUUUCCAUCAUUAAAAUAUUAAUGCUGACAAAUUUUUAAACAUUUGGUUUCUGCGUUUUAAGCCCCAAAUGAUUUGUUUAUGUAAAGAUAAUUUAAUUUUUUUCAGCUACAAUCUAAGAUGAAUGAGCUGUGCAAGUUCCUUUGUGUAGCUGCGCCUUUUGGUACUCCAGUUGACACAAAUGUGGCUACAAUUCAGUCACUUGUCAACUUAAAAGAUGUGACUGUACCUCUUAAAAGCAAGGUUUGUAGUUUUGAAGUUAACAUUGUACUUAUUUGGAUAAUGGUAAUGAAAUGCCUAAAUUCUUAAUGGUUUUGUCACACAAUUUUUACUGAAUGCAUAUGUACAAUAACACAACAAGGUGUUUGUAUUAAGAGGGUGGCAGUAAAGCAGAAUGAAAUUGUGAAAUUCCUUUUUGUUGUAACUGUUAGCAACCUGCUUGGAAGCCUGUUCAGUACAAAGGGAAACAGCAACUUGUGUUUACUGUUAAAGAAGAGAUCAGAGCUGUUCAGGUGUGUGACUGUUAAUAGUGAUGACUUCAUUGAGAAUUUGAUAGUUAACCCUUUAACUCCCAGAAGUGAUUAAUAUGUAACGUCUCCUUAUUAUAUCCAUACAUCAUCCUGCAAAAUGGUAAAGAGAAUACUCAAACUUAUCUGGUAGAAGUUUUUAUCUAGAUCUAACAACAAAUUCUUGUCACCAAUCUAAAAGGAAAUGUGUACAGGACGAGGGGAGAAUUAACAGUCAGAUCUUGGGAGGAAAAGGCUUAAACUUAAGAGUGUGUUUCCAUAACCAACCAUCUUAACUUUGAGCAGUAUUUGAAGUUUUAUUCAGUAAGGGUGAAGUUCAAUCUUUACCAAAAAGCUCUCUGUGGUCACAAUUUUCCAAAUUUUGAAAUUUGAAAAUUCCGACUAAGCUAAAGAUAUCACAUAAACAGGCUUGGCUAAUUAACCUCUUGGACUCCAUAUUUAUUCUCUAAGCCACAAGUUAUGGAGAGUUUCAUUGUCAUACAAUGAAUAUAGCAGUAGCAGUAGUCCUGUGUGAUUUGAAUGAGAUUUCAUGAAAUUGUGUCGCAUAGGAGGAUUUACUUAGUUGAAAGGGAGCCAGAAAGGUUACUUGCCCACUUAGGAAGUAAACUUACUCUAGGGAACUAAAUGUUUGAUUUAUCCUUAUUCAGAAGUUGUCCACUCUGAAGCUAUAGUAACUGGAUGCUGCCAAUCAAAUUGCAAGUUAAUAAAGCUUUUUUUUACUGUUUUUUUUUUUUUUUUCAUGUCAGCAUGUGAAAAAAGAGGUACAAGAUGAGAGGCAACUGUUUGGGAUCAUUUUAUGCAGGGUAAGUAAAAAGUUUGUGGUUAUUCAUCAUGGAUAUUUUGCCAUUAAGGAAGAGACUACAACAUUAGGUAGUAACUCAUUACUACUAUAAGACUUGAGUAAAUAAUUGGUUUGUGUUCCAGAUGUAUACACAUCCAUGACUGGAUGAUAUAAAGACUUUUCAACAAUAAUAGCAUACUUUUUAUUAAGCUAUCUUACUUAAACUUUUACCCAGGUGAUCAUAACUACACAAGUUACACAACUAUUACUCAUGAAUGAUAGGGAAAAUUUACAGUAUUGAUAAUGCAGACAACAUUUGAUUGUUUUGGUAAAAACAAUAUUUAUUUAGUAUGUCUCUUAAUGAAACUGAGAAUUCAACCUUCAAAUGAUCAUGUGGCCAGCAACCAAUUACCCUUAAAUUGAUUAACAGUAAAAAGACCCCUUUUCCUUCUGUUGGGUAAAUGUUAAGACCCACACUAAGACCAUUGUCUGAUGACUCUUUUUACCAGGCUGACUUGGAGGGUAUCCCAGAAAUCACACUGAACAUCACCUCUUCCACCCUGGAUUUUCUUGUGGUCCACCCCUGUGUGCUUGAAGGAGAUACUCAUGUCCAGAUCCCCUCCUUUCAACCAUCCCAGAUGCUCAAAGGGCCUGAGUUGGUAGGUAGGAAAGUAAGAUUCAGGCCUCCGACAGAAUCAUUCCCUCUGUGUCACUAUUCUGCCAAGACUCCACAUGGCUUGCCAGUCCAAGGGAUAUACCAGAUGCAGGUAAAGGGUGCUUCCUUGCAUAGUAUAGGAUUUCCAUCAGAGGAGACAAGUGAAAGGGGUUACAAAUGAUGGUUAUGUAUGGCUCAUUGCCUACUGUACCUCCCACUUAAGUGCCCGCUGCUUUUUUGCUCAUUUCUAGCAGAGAAUGAACCUUUAUCACUGGCCUUUUUUACAUACAUAAUGAGGUAACCUGUUAAAAAGACAACAACCACUAGAUUUUUGUAUGACUAUGAUAUGCCAUUUAAGAGUUUCAAUUGGCUCAGCUAUCAUGGUGCAUGAGCUGUUAAACUAUGCUGGAAGGAAAGAAAUUUAUAUAUAAUCCUAAGUUUGUUUUUGUUGUUGCUGUCACAACAAUAAGAUUUGUCAAUUCUUCAUAUUUUUCCCAUGAUUAACACCAUUUAUAAGUAAUCUGACUUAUGUUGGAUGUGAGCUGUGGAUAGGCCAUGCAUGUUCAAUGCAGUAUAUGUAUCAGAGAGUUAUUGUAGUAUUUUUUAAUAGUAAAGUGAAACUGGCAAACAAAGAUAUAAGAAUUCAACAGAAAUCCUGCCUUGAUCUUACGUUAGGGUGAUGCAAACUCUGUGCAGGUUUCAGUCCAGUUAAGACUCAGCAACAAAGUCAAGAACUCAUUUGAAUAUUGUGAAGUUCAUCUUCCCUUCUUUCACAGGUUAGUUACUUUGUGCCUCUGUUCUGCUCCAUGAUGGAACUUUAAUAAGUUAUCUAGUUACAUGGGACACCAAACGGCACUUUUAUUAACUCAUUUUGGUCUGGAAUUUUUAUUUUUCUGAUCCAAAAAAAAAAAAAAAGCUCAUGACUCAAUGCACUUCUUGGAACUUGAGAUUAAGACUUAAAAAGGUCUCUUUUUGUUAUCAUACAAGAACUUUUGUAAGGCUUGACAUGGACGAGAGGACGAUGAAAUAUUGUAAGGGUUUUCAGAUGGACGCCAUAUACUUACGAUUCUCGGAAUGUCCCUUUCCCCUCCCCCAAAAAAAAAAAAAAAAAAAAAAAAAAAAAAGGAAAGUUCUUGGUACCGCACUAGGCUGUUCAUAUCAUUUAAUGUAAGUGCCUUUUACGUUUUUCAGGGGUCCCGUUGUAAGAGUGGAUUCUGCUGGUCCAUCAACUGGCAACAUUUUGCUGUCUCCUGAUAAAAGACGCCUUGUUUGGGAUGUAGGUCAGUGUAUCAAUAAUUUUCGUAUUUACUUAUUUGUUAGGUUUUAUUCGCAAGGUAUUGCAGAGACUAUACCACCAGAGAUUUUACCAAAAAAGAAAAGCGCUCAUAUUCGAAGGGGAAAACACUGUAUACGAGGCUGACUCGCACGAAAAUUCAUGCUAGAUCCACACGGAACCCACGCACGCACGCUUCGCCCGCCAGUUUUAAUUUCACGAGCUCUACCGCUGGUGGGGUAGCGCUAAUGAGAGCUUGCUUGCAGACCCAAGUGUUUUGACCCAGAACACAACGCAGUGACUCUAUUCGGGGCUCGAACGCGAACGUUGCUGUACGGUUUCCAGCAUCUUAUACAUUGUAUUUGUAGGUCAGAAGUUUCCGUCCAAAUCCCUUGAAGUCUCCCUGAGUGCCACUAUAUUUUUCGGUGAGAAGAGGCAACAACAGGUGACGGCAGACGGUCUGCAGCCUACCUUUGUAGAGGAUCCUUUCUGUACUGGAAUCAACUCCUAUGCGCAGGUGAGUAACAAUUUUUUUGAAGGUACACGAAAACGACAAUACCUUACAAGCUUUCUUGGAAGAGAUGAGGUGUUGGGAAAAGUAAAGACCAGAUAUAAGACUGAUAGAAAAGCCUGCGCCAACUACGUCACCAGUGAGGCCAAUCACGCACCAAUCAUGAUGUGGUCAUUCGCGUUUUCCCCUUUUACUUGGGUGUUUUUCCGAGGUCUAUUUUGGUACACAUGUCAUGAAGGUUCUUGUGGAGAUUCAAUGAAGACGCCUCCAUUUAUUAUUAAAGUCCUCUCAUUAACGAUCGUGUUCAUCCUAUUCGGUGUCUGACGCUAUUCAAAAACAUUAUGGGCUUGAGAUUUCUGUCGCGCUAACAGCUGAUGAGGGCGAAGCACAAAUCAAUUGUCACCCAAAGAAAUUGAGAGCGAAUGAUCCAAUUGUUUUAAAAUGAAUCUUCUAGUCAUUCGAAACUCAACAAGACGGGUACGUUUUUAUUUUAUUCUGUUUACGAGCGCACUCAGUUGGGCGAUACCCUUAACUUGCAAUCUAUGACGGAAUAGAUAGCGAAUAGUGUAUAGUUAACCCAUUAACCCCUAAGAGUGACUAGCAUCUAAUUUCUCCUUACAAAAUCACUACUGAAUCACACAUUAAUGUCAUGAGAGUAAAGGAAAUGAUCACCAACUAAAGAAACUCUUGAUGAUUAGACAAAUUCUCCUCAUCAGCACCUUAGUAAACGUAUAGAGAACAGUAUGGAGAAUAUGGAUACUCAUGUUAGGGUGUAAAGGGUUAAUCAGGUUGUAGCAUUUGUGAUGGAACAUCAUAAAAUUUCUACCUAAAGUCGAUAGCCAUUCUUUUUUUUUUUUUUUUUUUUUCCCAAACAGGUCUAUUUCAAGAUACAAGACUUCACUUUCUCAGGAUGUGCCAUAGAUACCAGGUCACUGGCAGUUUAUCCCGUAGGGAAAUUCAAAUUGAAUAUCUGUAAGUAUCAAUGUUGCUCUCUUGGUGACACUCUGACCUGUUGACAUGUUCUCAGGAUAGAGAACAAAAUUUAUAUUUUUAAAAAUCUCCUAUUUCCGUGGCAGUGGAAUUUGUGAAAGCGGCACGCUCAUGACGAGACGAAAAAAACAUCUUUCUCAAGUUUAUCUGUGAGCCUCGGGGACUCGACCCAGUUUUCCUGGCUCACCCCUGAACUCAAUCAACAUGAGUCGCGCAUUAAUUUCCUCGUUGGGUACGUUUCUUUCUUUCUUUCUUUCUUUUUUUUUGUAGCAUACGAGUUCUUAUCGGCAGACUACAAGAUAUGGAACACCAAUGGUGAAGCCUUGUUCGCAUUCCCUCCUCCAAAAGCAGAGUCACUGUGAUGAGAACGCGCAAGGCAUUUUUGAACAAAGAUUUUGUAUAAAUAAUAAUUUAUUUCAUACUUCUACAUUCUGUGUAAACUUUCGACUAACAAUUAUGUGACUGGUCAGAGGCUUUUUAAGGUACAACAUAAAACUGUAACACGACGACAAUCGAAACUACUAAAAAGAAGGUCGUUUCAUUCAUAUUUGCCAGUACAUCAAACAACUUUCACACGAAGUUUCGCGUUUGGAAAAGUCAUUGUCAUUUAGAGUUAGUAUGAACGAACAACAUUGAUGAUAACAACAACAAAAACAUCGACAAUAGCAGUAAUGAUAAUUAUAGAAACAACAAUACUAAUAAUUGACUCGACUGUAAGAGGAAAACGGAAG